GUUUUAUGUGUCAUCGCCGCCUGUCAUUUGGACCACCAUUGUUCAACGCCAUUUAUCAGAGAACGAUGACAAUGAUGAUAUUCAAUAUAUCAUUCUACAGUUACACUAGAAAAAAAAAUCAAUGUGUUAUGCAAGAGAAUAGUCAACCGAAUCCAUUCGCGCUAAUCGGGAACGCACUUAUACUGCUUCCACAGAAGCUCAAAAGUUCAAAACGAACACUAUUCUUUAUAGAGUACGAAACAUUUUUUAAUACUGCAAGAAUAUGUGCCCUAGUUUGUAUAACCGACAACGUUACAAUUCCUAACUGAAUUACGCUCAUUCAAUUAUAACCGUUCCAGUGACAUAAUUAAAUUUACCAUCACUAAGGGAUAUGGAGGAAAAAGCGAUUCUGGAUAUUUCAGACUUGCGAUGCACCGAGACAGAUUCCCGGGACACAGUGUUGGACGGUAUUUUAGGAACCGGGCCUCAUUACGAUUACAACGAUGUGACGACCAGUCCAUCGGAUCGAUGUGCAGACGACAACGACCAGUCGUCCGGGUCUCUGAGCACGGAUCAAAAUUCGAAUAGCAACGUAAAAAGGAAGCAACGGAGAUACAGAACUACAUUCACAAAUUUCCAACUGGAAGAACUAGAAAACUCAUUUCAAAAAACACAUUACCCCGAUGUAUUUUUCCGUGAAGAAUUGGCUAUGAGAAUUGAUCUGACUGAAGCUAGAGUACAGGUAUGGUUCCAAAAUCGUAGAGCUAAAUGGCGAAAACAAGAAAAAACCUUGGUUUCUCAACAUCAAAACUCAAAUGAGCAAACUAUGAAUUCUUGUCUAACAGAAAAUCCAAUAUUUGGAAAUUCGUCUAGCUUACUUCCUCAACCAGAUUGGAACAAUCUAUGCUCUUAUAAUGCAUUUCAAUCAGCAGCGACGUUCGAUAAAGAUCUACAAGCAAUUGAUAUCGACAAUGAUUUGCUUCGGUUUAAAACAAGAGAUAUGCAAGAAAAUGAUAUGCUCAUGUCACCACCUUCAUAGAAAAUCGUUGAUAAUUUUUUAAGUAAAUUGUUAAUUAAAUAAACAAUAUCAUAAUGUUAAA
Molecule: messenger RNA, 1079 nt
Organism: Sipha flava (yellow sugarcane aphid)
Lineage: Eukaryota; Metazoa; Arthropoda; Insecta; Hemiptera; Aphididae
Product: paired mesoderm homeobox protein 2-like
Exons: 7
Coding region: 371-1018 (215 amino acids)
Biological process (GO): regulation of transcription by RNA polymerase II
Molecular function (GO): DNA-binding transcription factor activity, RNA polymerase II-specific; RNA polymerase II transcription regulatory region sequence-specific DNA binding
Source: RefSeq, a predicted model, not a curated record